Molecule: messenger RNA, 8348 nt
Organism: Parus major (Great Tit)
Lineage: Eukaryota; Metazoa; Chordata; Aves; Passeriformes; Paridae
Gene: MMP23B
Product: matrix metallopeptidase 23B
Exons: 8
Coding region: 5236-6411 (391 amino acids)
Biological process (GO): collagen catabolic process; extracellular matrix organization; proteolysis
Cellular component (GO): extracellular matrix
Molecular function (GO): metalloendopeptidase activity; zinc ion binding
Source: RefSeq, a predicted model, not a curated record
GCAGGUGCCCCUUUGUGCCAAGAAUGUUUUUGGCAAACUUUUCCCCCCAUGCCAGGCUCAGCUCAGGCUUUGGAAGAGGGAAGAAAGUUCUGCUUUAUAUUCCUUGAUAAACCUGCAUCAAAUCUGCUGAGAGAUCCUGAGACGGGAGAGCUGGGGGAAGAUUUUCCUCCCCUUUUUGUCCUUUUCUACCCUUUUGCUGUUGUAUUUCUUGCUGUGUUUUGGAUUUCUUGCUGCAUUUUGGAUUUCUUGCUGGUUAUAGAACACAGAAGUUCCUGCUGCCGUAGGGAGGGAAGGAGAUGCCAGAGCAGUGGGCAGUGCUCCUUUAAAGGCAAAUAUCGCCCUUUGUUAAUUGGUGUGCUUAAUGAGAAGCUUUCUGCUCGAUGUUUGUGACCAGCUGGUCUCCCAAAAAGGAGACUUGGAUGGGUCCCCUGCAGAGAUGCUCCUGGGACUUCUGCCAUCUCUUGGAUGCAGCUCUGGGCCUUAGAUAUCCCCAGGUUUUUCUGGUGUACAACUUCAAUUUUAACACGUCAGCUCCUUUCAAACUUGGUACAAAACUUGGUUUCCAAAUCUUUUAGUUUGGAAGUGUGGCCAAAGCUGUAUUUUACAGAGAAUGUGAGACUGAGGUAGAAAAGAGAGGGAGAUUUUUGUUGCAAAGCAGAGUCAGAUAAUGGACCCAUCUCUCCUUUAUGUUAUUUGUGCUUCUCCCAGGAUUUCAAGAGGAUUGGUCCACCCACAAGUGGCAUAAUACAAUUAAAAAUAGGUUAUUAAUACAUUCCAACAGAGAGCAGAGACAAAAGUAUCCCCACCCAGGGUGCAGUUCUUAGUUCAUUAUCUGUGUUUUGUGAAACCUUUCUCCCUCAUUUCAUUCCCAGAUUUCUGCUCCCCGUGGUCAGGACUGCAGUGCUGAGCACCUGCCUGGGUCAGGGCAGUGCAGCACUUCUAUGAGCAGCAGCUCAAACUGACAAUUAAGCAAAAUAUUCCUUUUUCUCUGCCAGCUGGAGCUGUUUUCAGUUCAUUUGUUGUUCAUCAGACCAUGGAUUUUUCUAGGAACAUCAGCAGAUGCUGAUCACGAGGGGCUGCAAGGUAGAAAGUGGGAGAAUUCUCUUUAGACCCCAAACAUUCCUGUUCUCCCUCUCCCUGGGGAGCAUUGCUCCCUCUUACAGCACACAAAACCCUUUUUUUAGCCCAUGACGCACAGAAAAAGCACAAAUUUUCAGUGCCAUUCCCACAGGAACCAUGCAGGAAUGUUGGGUUGUUGGUUUUAUUUUCUUUUCCCCCCAAGUUGGGAGCUGAAGGGCAAAAUCUCUAAGUGCUUUUUGAAGGGAGGGCUGUGUGAGGUUUUCCUGAUUCCUUUCACAUGGGCCAAGGAGGAGCUGUUCUGUGGUAAAUCACAUUCCCUGCAGAUGACAUCCUGAUCCUGGAGCCUCGAGCCAUCGGAUUUUGGGUCCUUCUCCUUUUCCCACUUCCAUGCAGAAUUCUCAGUCACAACAGGGGAAGCUGAUGGUGGUGUUUUGUUCCAAUGACAAGGAACAAAACUUAUCCAAUGAUAAGGCUCUUAUCCAUGAAUAAACAGAGAUUUCAUGAGAGGUGAGGUUCCUUUGGGACAGUCAGAGAGCUCCACUCCCAGCACUGAUGGUGGUUCUGUCUGUAGCACCUCUUAGGACAGGUUUUGCUGUAAUAUUUGUUGGGUUUGUGUUAUUUUGGGGACUGGGAUGAAGCAGUGCCAGUGUCCUGAGAAAUUAAGUGGAGAUACUGAAAAUUGUGCUGAAAAAAAAACAUUUAAAGGAGGCUGAACAAAGGAAAAAGAAAUGCUAAGAAUAAUCCAUAAAGGUUAAAAAAAAUAAAGUAUUUCUGAGCUAAAGGCUGCCCUGGGGAAGGGAGCCAUGUGUUGUGUGUUAGGCACAGCCCUGCUUUAAGCCAAACAUUUCAGCAACUGAGUGAAAAGAGCAAAGCUGAGGUGAUGGAAUGAGGGGGUUGCAUCGUGUUGUGCAAAUGAUCCCGAGCUUUCUGUUCCCAAGGCCUCUCCUUGUGCAUUGUGGGUUUUAUGCAACUUUAUUCACCAUUCCUUCCCUCCUGACAGCUGCUCGGAGCCUGCUGCUUCCCAGAGCUCGGGAUGUGCAUCCCUGGAUGUUGGCUCGGAAAAUCCCAGCUCCCUACAAAGGAGAAUCCGGGGAGGACAAAGCAGAGUCAGUUCUGUGCCCUUCCCUGCUCCCCUUUCCCUGUUAUAUCACAUGGAUUCCCUCGGUGUCAUGAGUUCCACUGCUUUGAGACAGAAACCAGUGCCAGGAAUGUUUCUGCUGCCCAAAUAUAGUCAGCAUGACAGAUUCUGCCUGGAGUCCAAACCAAAUAUCCAUGCUCCAGAACCUCUCAAAUUCAUCAGAACUCUGGAGAUGCACCAGCAGCUGCCUGGUGAAGAAUGGGGUGUAUUUCCAGCAGUGUCAGCAAGGAUUCUGGUGGCUCCAGAGGAGCAGGGACUUUGUCAGGAGCAUUGCUGGCGUGCACAGCAAGGAGCUCCUGAGGCUCCCUCAGCUCCAUGAGCUGUAUCUGGGAGUCCCGAGUCCUUUCCUCAUCUGACUCUCGUUUCCCUAAAAAACGAAGUUUGUCUUGGCCUCAAUGCUGAGCUGGUUUCUCAGCAAAUAUUUGGCUUGAACUUUAAUCAUUUUGAAAGCUUCCUGCAGCCAGGGGUUUUGUGGGGUUGGAUGUGCUGAAUUUUGGUGUAGAUGGGCACAGUGGAUGCGGGGAGAGAAGGCAAAGUGCUUUCCAAGAAACUCUGCUUUCUGAUCCACCCAGGGAUCACCUGAAGGGGAGCAGGAUCCUAAAAUGUCACGGUGGUUGUGAAUCAUCUCUGCAGCCUAAGAUUCCCAGUCAGCCAGCACAAGAUAAAACAGAUCAUGUGCAGCACGGUCUCUUCUCAUUCAGAAUCGUUCCGUGACUCAUGGAAAAGGGUUUUCUUGGCUAUGCUGACCCUUAGUAGUUGUAUGGAGAAGUAUUCAGGAACAGUGAGGUCCUAAAAAUGCACUUUACUAAAGCUUUGUGCACUCAGCUGUGCUGAGAUGUAUUUCACAAAAACUUUUACCUUCUUUAUAUUAUGAAGGAAAUUUUUGGCUCCCUCAGACAAUGCUUGGAGAUUGUGAGUCCCCAAUCUUUAAAGCUUGGGUUCUUCUGCUCCCCUUCACAAAAAUGAGUGCCACAAAAAUAAGACACUGAGUGGGUGCCUGGAGGGUUUCAGGUUCCUGUUCUGACAGAUUCCACAUUGACCUCAGGCAAAUCUCUUCACCUGCUCUGAGCCUGUCCAAGGAGCUGCUGGGGAGUUCUGCCCUGAGUCUGGACUGGGGGACAUUCACUUGCCCCAAGGGACCAGGCUGCUCCGGCAGGAGGAGAAGUGGGUGUGCAGAGCAUAAAUUAAUGUCUCUCUCCAGCACUGCCGAGUCCUCCUGGCUCUGGGAGAGGCACUUAAAGCUGUUCCGUGACUGAAACUCAAUGUUCUUCCAGCUCUGUGUUUGAUAAAAAUAUUUUUCUUGCAAGCCAGUGCUGCCUUACUGGAGAAGAGCUCUUGGCUGGAGGUCUGGAGCCCCAUUCCGAGGCAGGUUUUUCCUUCAAGGCUCGUCUCUCAAUCAGCCUUUCAGUUCUCAUCUGCAGGCUCUAAAAGAAAUUUUGAGAAUUUGGGCACUCAAGGCAUAGAUCAGUUGAGUUUCUCCCUUGGUGCUGUGAUUGCAGCUCAAACCACAAACAGGGCUGCAUUUGCAUCUAUUUCGAGCUCCAAAUGCAGGACUUUUACAGUCAUGCACAGGGACAUUCCUUCUGCCAGUGGUGCUCCUGAGGAAGGAGGAAUCAUCCCUAGAAAGCUGCAGCAAGCAGCUGAGGGCAGCCAAUUCCACAGGAGGGAGAGUCCUAGACCCUGCUUUCUGCUCUUCCUCCUGCUCUCAGCUUCCCUUUGUAAUUCUGUCCCUUGUUUCUUUGCCUGUUACUCCUUAUCCUGUCCUUCUCCUGGGGUCUGAACCACUGCUGCACUUCGUGGUGUUUUUUCUUGGUGAGAAUUGAAAAUGUUCAUGAAAUUCUACACCCAGACUCAUUUAUCCUGAGUUGUUUAAAAGCUCCAGGCCAGCUUUAGGCUGAAAAUAUAUGAAACUAAUAAAAUGUUGCAGGCUUGAUUAUGAACUAGGGUGGAAAAAAUUCCAAUUAAAACACUUUUUAUUAUUAAAAUUACAAGGCUUUUCUGAAAACUUUCAAAUGUCUCAGAUGCCCCUAAUGAAUUUUUACAUGACCUUCUCCCUCCCCAGCAUUUGCUGGUGGGAAUGGGAGCUUGCAGAGUUCUUUUUCCUCUGUCUGGUCCUGAGCUGGGGUUGAGUUCACCCCACUUCAGGACCAGACAGAAAAGUGAAGCUGUCUCUGGAAACCUGAGAAUUUCUGAGUGAGCUUUCUCGAAAAGCCUUGAAUCGAUUCUUGCCUGGAGCUUGGAGAUGCCUCAAAGAACCUGCCAGCUGAAGACAAGCUGACAAACCCCUCCAAGCCAGUCCUCCAAAACAAGAGUGGCCUGAAAAUACUCAAUAACCCAAGCACACCAGAAACUUGCAGAUCCCCAGCCAAGUUUGAUGGAAGAGGGGCUGGUGUUUACUUUUGUAUGAAUUUGUAAACUCCCAAGUUUCCCAAGCAGAAAGCCCAGACUGCUCUCCCAGCAUCUCAUUUUUCAUCCUGAGGACAGCCCCAGCCCAUGACAAAUGAUGUAGAGCAUCCCCAAUGACACAUUCCAAGGGGGUGAUGUCUCCCUUCUGGAUUCCUUUUGCUGCCUCCUCCCCCUGUGGUUUGUUGUGGGGUUUUUUCGUUUUGUUUUUUGGUUUGUUUUUUUUUUUUAUUACUAAAGCUGACAACUGCAGAUUUGCCUUGUGUUGCUCACACAGUUAAAGAGAAGAGUACAUGUCCACCCCAGCUUGUUUCACUUUGCUGCUGCUCCUCCGCCAGCCCAAAUUUCAGCUGCAGUAACACAAUCCCACUUGGCAGAGCCUGAGAGAAUCUUUGCCACAUUGGAAAGAGGCUUAAUGUAAAGUCUACUUUUUUCUUCUUCUUUUUUAAUUUUUUUUUUUUUUAGAGCUUUUUCAAACUCCCCUGGUUGUGCACAGCUCUGGCAGUAGCUGCAUGGCUGCUCACAAAUGGUCCAAAUGUGAGCUCAAGGAUUACAGAUGCGUUCUGUGAAGGGAAUAUCUUGAGUGCUUGUCCCAAAAACUCCUCAAGAACAACAUGGAUCAGGCUGAACAACUUUCUUCAGGCAGAAGGAAAAGCUCCUUGUCCCUGGAGAAGAAAAAGAGCAGUGGCUGGAGAACCACAGUGGGGUUUUUGUGUCUGUUCCCUGUGCUGGUUUUGCUGGUGUUUGUGAAAUAUCCAGCUGGAGCUGCAGUUCAUGAAAUUCAGGAAGAUGUCCUGGGCUCAGCUCUGCUCAUCCCAUCUCCUCCUCGGCCUGCGGCGCGGAGCAGGCGAUACACGAUCACCCCAGGCCACCUCAAGUGGGACCACUUCAACCUCACCUACAAGAUCCUGUCCUUCCCGAGGAACCUCCUGAGCGCCAGGGACACGCGCCGGGGGCUGGCAGCUGCAUUCCGCAUGUGGAGCGAGGUGUCCCCAUUCAGCUUCAGGGAGGUCCCACGGCACCUCCCCAGUGACCUCAAAAUCGGUUUCUACUCCAUCAACCACACAGACUGCCUGGAGUCUCUGACCCACCACUGCUUUGAUGGCACCACGGGUGAACUGGCCCAUGCCUUCUUCCCACCCCAUGGAGAAAUCCACUUUGAUGACCAUGAGUAUUGGAUCCUGGGGAACACCAGGUUCAGCUGGAAGAAAGGGGUUUGGCUGACAGACCUGGUCCAUGUGGCAGCCCAUGAGAUUGGACACGCCCUGGGCCUCAUGCACUCGCUGAACCCCAAUGCCCUCAUGCACAUCAAUGCCACCCUGACGGGCAAAAAGAGCAUUUCCCAGGAUGAAGUGUGGGGAAUCCACAGGCUCUAUGGGUGUAAGGACAGGUUAUUUGUGUGCCCAGUAUGGGCAAAAAAAGGCUUCUGUGAGAAGCGCAGGAAGCUGAUGAAGAAGCACUGCCCAUCCAUCUGUGACUUCUGCUAUGAAUUCCCAUUUCCAACAGUGCCCCCCACUCUGCCCCCAUCAAGGACCAAAACCAAGACAGUUUCUGAGGGCAGGAAUGUCACCUUCCGCUGUGGGCAGAAGAUCAUUCAUAAAAAAGGCAAAGUCUACUGGUAUAAAGAUAAGGAACUUCUGGAAUAUUCAUAUCCAGGUUAUUUAUCCCUAAAUGAAGAUCACAUGAGCAUCAUUGCAAAUGCAAUUAAUGAAGGAACUUACACUUGCAUAGUGAAGAAAAAAGAAAGAAUCUUGACUACUUAUUCCUGGAGAAUCAGACUGAAGCACUGACACAACCCUGGAAGGAGCCCUUCAGUUCCUGCUCCUUCUGGUUCCAGUUGUUUCUUCAGCAUUUUAGAUUUGAUCUCCAGUAGUGCAACUGAAUUCUCCAUCAGCUGCUUCAGCACCUUGGGCAAAAGAGACUGGGACUGGUUACUGGAAUGUCAAACUCUUCCAGAUUAAUUUUAAUGUUAAAGAAUUUAUCAACCAUUUGCUGAACAAAGAAUUAAAAAACUUUUUUUUUGGUAAGAAAAGCAUCAGAUGCAGCUGUGUGGGGCACUAUGAACUGCUUCAAACCAGGAGCAGACUCUACUGCAGUCCCUGGGACAGUGGAAUGGCAGGAAAAGGUCAAGUUUAACAUUCUCCAACUGUUUCCCUGCCAUUUUUCACAUCCUGGUGCACUGCAGUAGAAGAAAUGACAAGGCUAAGCCUUAAUACUAGUUUUAUUUCACUUGUCAGGAGGAUGAGGAUCACACAAACCUUGUUUUGCUCCUCAGUUGUCUGUUCCAACACAUCCAAUUCAAGGAUCCACAAAACAGCUUUUUUCCCCAAGUUCUUUCCUGUGGUUUGAGGGUUUUCCUCUUAUCCCAAGAUGCAUUUAUUGCUCAGAGCUUGGUCCUUGACAGGUCUGAGCUGCUCAGAGUUUGGUCCUUGUGGAAUCUGAGCCUUGAGGUCCUGUGGGAGAUGAGGUGAUCUCCUCCCUCAGGAUGAGGUAGAAGUGCCACAUCCAGCUGGAAAAGAGCUCAGGAGUGGCUGGCAAAGCUGGGGGCAGGGAUGCUGUGAAGGAAACAAUUCCAUGCCAUAGCCAAACUAUGCAGAGGGGUCAUGGUUUAAUCCUUCAGAGCUUCCCUGCACUCUGGCUUUUCAGUGGGUUCCUGGGGAAGCUUCUGGAAUCAGGAAUAUUUCAGCUGUUUCCCCUUCAGGGCUGAGGGGAACAGGAAAACAACCAGGCUGCUUUCCCAACUCACCACAACUGCAGCACGUUCACAUUCCAGCCUGACAGCCUUUACCCAGGAAAACUCUCCAAAAUGGACUGAAACUGACAAAAUGUUUAGGAUUUGAGUUAAUCCCUUACUGGCCUGGUGCCAAGCUGUGGUUGCAGGAAAAUGUGGUGUUUUCCAGAUCUCCCUGUUCCCAGAACAAAGUGACAGCUUCACAAAUCAGGGGCUCCAGAGGAUGAGAUUCCAAAAUGAUUCCUCCACUCCUCUUUCCCCAGAAAGGACUGGAAUGUGGCCUUGCAUAACCACUAAAGCCGAGUUCUUCUCUGGAUGGAAAAGGGGCAUAUUAAAAAAAAGACCUAUCACAAAAAAUAAAGUUUCAAGUCUCCAUAUUGAAUCUUUUUGAUUUAUAAAACAAUAGAGUAAUUUUUUUUGCACCACUGUAAAUACAUUUACAGAAAAAAAAAUAUCUGGUCAGGGAGUAUCAAACCCAGCCCAGUUCUCUCCAAAGUUAACAAGACACAAAUCUCAGAAUUGUAAUUUUUCUUUUUGCCCCAAAUAUAUUCAGACACAAACAAUUUAUUUACUUAAAAUAAAAAAUAAACUCUUUACUGUCACCAACAUCCCACUUCGUUGCAUGUGAAGCAAUGAAAUCCUUCACACUAUUAAACAAUCGAAAAUUUAUUUUAAUUCUACAAAUUUACAAGGAAAACAAAACAAAACAAAAAAUUCAACAAAAAAACCUCUAAAAAUAAACAACAAACUGUUCCAGGACUGUUAUUUCAAGUUGUCCUUUGUCACAGCUUGUGAUGAUCCUGGGGUUUUCAGGUAACUCCAGUCUUUUAAUGGAAUGCAGCAGUUAAACUCCACAUUGAUUUAUAAAACAAAAGCCUUGGAAUCUGUGGUAAUCUGUGUUUUUUUCACAGGGAAAAAGAUCUGGUGCCCCUGAUGCAGAGAAUAGAACUGGGACACUGAAACCCACUCACAUGAAUGGUGCUUCUUUUUCCUUUG